GACAGUAGUGCAUGGUGGAGGUUUUAGCUAGCUUCGGGCUGUUGCACCCAGAUGGCAGUAGUCGCAUGGAAAUGAACCAAGAGAUUCUCAUUUUAUUUUUUGCCCUUUAAUAUUAUUUUACUGCUGUUUUAGUUGCAAUAUAAUUAGGCUUUCUUAGCGAGAAAUUAGCGUCAAAUAGACACUAAUGUCAGUCAGUAGUCAGUUGUCAAUGUCCGACGUCAGGUCACAGUGCGGCUUUCAUAAAAUUGUGGAGUGUUUAGUGGUUUUUCCGGCAUUUUCCGAAUAAAAUCCCUUGAAAAUGAGCAAAGAGCUGAGUUUCGAGGAAAUCAAGCAGCACAACGACCGGCAGAGCACAUGGUUUGUGAUCAACAACGAUGUAUAUGACGUGACUACGUUCCUUAACGAGCACCCCGGUGGAGAGGAAGUGCUGCUGGAGCACGCCGGAAAAAAUGCAACGGAAGCCUUCGAAGAUGUGGGCCAUUCGACUGAUGCUCGCGAAAGAAUGGACGAGUUCAAAGUCGGUACUCUGGUAGCCGCAGAACGGACCGCUGAUAUUCCCAAGAAAAACACCACUGAGUGGUCAGUGCCAGCACCCGAUGCUACUGAAAGCUCUUUGAAGUCCUGGAUCAUUCCCGUCGCUAUAGGAUUAGUCGCAACAGUGGCUUACCGUCUCUAUUUCAUGUCGUAAGCGCUAGCGCCACCCCCAACCACAUUGAAAUUGCAUUUAAGGGUACAUAGGGACGAAACUUAGGAACAUAAACACGUGGCAUUUUCAAUGCCUAAUUCUAAUUAGCGUCGUUUAUUAUUAAUGUAGCCUACUUUUUUAAUUUAUUGUUUGAUUGUUAACACCCCUAUUGGAUAUUAAUCGUCACUCGGUCAGAGGAACGAAAAAAAAAUGACUAACAUGUAUGGGAUCGUCGUAUAAAGUGUAUAUUUUGAAACAAGCUAGAUUAAAGCCACUAUGAGAACCUUCCUAGUGAAACUCCAGAUCAA
This is a messenger RNA of Dendroctonus ponderosae (mountain pine beetle), 993 nucleotides long. RefSeq names its product cytochrome b5 (gene Cyt-b5). The transcript is spliced from 3 exons. The record is from RefSeq and is a predicted model, not a curated record. Gene Ontology annotation, cellular component: intracellular membrane-bounded organelle; membrane. Gene Ontology annotation, molecular function: heme binding. Bases 299 to 688 code for a protein of 129 amino acids. Lineage: Eukaryota; Metazoa; Arthropoda; Insecta; Coleoptera; Curculionidae.